Limulus polyphemus (Atlantic horseshoe crab) is the source of this 2833-nucleotide messenger RNA. RefSeq names its product synaptotagmin-1-like. The record is from RefSeq and is a predicted model, not a curated record. Gene Ontology annotation, biological process: calcium-ion regulated exocytosis; regulation of calcium ion-dependent exocytosis; cellular response to calcium ion. Lineage: Eukaryota; Metazoa; Arthropoda; Merostomata; Xiphosura; Limulidae. Bases 225 to 1688 code for a protein of 487 amino acids. Gene Ontology annotation, molecular function: phosphatidylserine binding; calcium ion binding; syntaxin binding. Gene Ontology annotation, cellular component: membrane. The transcript has 7 exons.
ACCAAUGUGCAUUUCGCGAGUUCCGCACGCGAGCUCUUCUUUCGUACUUUUGGUAGCGCAAGGAUACAGAAUUCGCAGAAAAGCGUAAACACCUGAGAACAUAAGACCUGACUAGCAUGUGGAUGCAGGGUUAAGGACAUAUAUGAACUACGUGACUGGGGAAAAGAACAAGGUACGCUUUAAAAGCUAAAUUCUGCUGCUUUUUACCCAGCGACACAUUGAAAAUGGUUACCCUGGAGAGUUCGAGUGCAGUGUCGAGUGGUUAUUACACAGCUGUAUAUGUGUGCGUUUCUUUUCUUGUUGUGAUGCUUGUUUGUUUAUUAUUUUAUGUCCUGUGCUCCAGGCGUUACAAACUAAAUUGGUUCGAGAAAACCAGUUUAAUGGCAGCUGAAGAAAGAGGGAGAAUUAUACCAUUAGAAAUUAAGCAGGCUGGAAGCACUGAAAACGCAUUCAAAAUGACUCAGCGAAUGAGCCCCAUUUUAAGAUCUCAGAGCAACGGGAGGCUAGAAAGCCCUUCGAAACAGAGUACAGGAGAGUUCUGGGUUCCACCAAGACUUCAGAGACAACUAACUAUGUGUGACAAAGACUGUGAAAUAUGCGAAGAAAGUCUACCGGUGACAUCUAGUACACCCUUAGUUAUCAAAGUGUCACCUUUUACUCCAACCCAGACUGGACAAGAGUCAGCUGAAAAUGGCGUUUCUACCGUGUACAAGUAUGCACAGCCAUCCGUGGGGUCAUCGAUUUCUAAGCCACGGUUCACCUCGAUGUAUUCCAAACUGGACCAUAAUAAAAUCGAUGCUGCUUUGUACCAAGAAGGGAAUGGAGAUUCAUCAGACGAUUCGCCAGAGAAGGUCCGUGGAUUUAUGCAUUUCAUUCUUGGCUACGACAAAAACAUGUCAGUCCUUCAUGUUCACUCGAUUGAAGUUGUCGACCUUGUAUCGCGAGACUUCAGUGGAACUGCUGACCCUUAUGCAAAGAUAAGGUUACUGUCGGAUCCUGAGAACUUCCGUCAAACUUCUGUACAUUGCAAAACGUUGAACCCGCAGUUUAAAGAAGAUUUUAUAUUCAACGUUCCAGAGGACGAGUUGCAACAUCAGACGAUUGAAAUUCUUCUGUUUGAUUUUGACCAAUAUUCUCGACACGUGUGUUUAGGGAAUGUGCAAGUGUCGUUACAAGAUCUAGAUCUGACAGAUAAAGUGAGUUUGUGGAAAAAUAUAUCACAUUGUGAAGAAGCAGAUGAAAAGCCUGACCUCGGUGAUCUUAUGGUGUCUUUGGGUUAUCUACCGAGUGCUGAACGUCUGACUGUGGUAAUACUCAAAGCACGGAACUUGCACCCAGUGGACGGAACUAAGAAAUUUUCAGAUCCGUACGUGAAAGUUGCUCUUAUACAAGACAGAAAACGCCUAAAGAAAAAAAAGACCAACACUCAGCGUGGUACCCUGAAUCCCGUGUUUAACGAAGCUUUGACUUUCAACGUGGCCAAAGAUCAGUUGACCAACAUGACUCUGGAAAUGACGGUGAUGAACGAUAGUAUUCUGGGUCAAAACGAGGUUCUUGGUCGAGUGGUCAUUGGUCCACAAUCCAAAGGGAACGAGGCUGCACACAUGAGGGAUAUGUUGGUUUCGAAACGAGCUGUAGCAAUGUGGCACACCUUAACUGAACCUACCGUAUCCAUACCUGGAAACUAAAAAUAAAUAAAUAAAAACACUUUUCAUAAGAAACACGCCCUUAUUUAUGGAACGAGUGACCACUUCUAUCUAUUUUCAUUGUCUGCACAGGCGGCGGAGCCAAUUUGAAAGUGAUGUGGGGGUGGUGAAGAGAUUUAUAGGCCUACAUGUGCAUAUAAUAUUGACGAUUUAUAUAUUAGUAGUGUUGUUGGGAGGAAAGGGGCGAGGGCUUCCCUCCAUGUCGACAGCUUUCAAUGGGAGUUUUGCCUAGCUUACCCUGUUGCUGAGAUUGACAUACUCUGUAAAAUAGUUGGGGAAGUGACUAUAUUGUGUCAAAAACUAGGCUUACACCAGAAACAGUAUUUUAAACAGCAGAUACAGUAAGUUCUCUCAAAAAGUGGUGAAUCACUUCAUAUCCAAACAGCCAUAAAUUUAACUGAUAUUCACCUCGUCUACCAGUUCCAGUGCCACCUGCUGUUAUGAUCCCCUCUCAGUCAUUGAUUCCAUCUUUUAGUGUAAGUCUAAAUAUUUCUGUUUCAAGAAAAGUGGGAGUUAUAGCCACCACCACCCACUUCCUCCGGCUCCGUCGCCCAUGAUUUGUUCCAUACUGUUACACUGUAGAGAGACGUUUAAAAUUUAGACUUAAUAGCCAGUAAUAACUUUUUUCUUAAGUAGGAUAUAUUGUUAUUAGUAAAAAAUCACGCCACUUAAAAUACCUUUCUGGAUUAUGUAAAUCCACUGCACUCCAGCAAAUUUUUGUGUGGUUUUGUAAAGACCAUUAGAUGGCGUAGUAAAGAAGGCUAUUAUAGUGUAUAGCUUUCUGUAACAUAGUUGUUCGUCUUUGCAGUAAUUUCAUAUUUGUUACUUCAAAAUAUUUUAGUUUAGGUAAACGAUAAUACAUAAAAAAAAACUUAAGUUUAUUUCGUAAUUUGUUGUCACGUAGUCUUCCCACCAAAUAUAUGUAAUAAUUGUCAUAUAGUGUAUGAUAAUUUUGAAAACCUUGAUCGAGGGUUUUAGGCUAUACUUUAGUGUAAAGUAGAAAUAAUUUAAAAGACUUGCAAAUAAUAGGCGCAAUUAUUUUAAGUUAUCCUUUAUCUCUGAUCUUUUCAAUAAUACUAUUGUUGUUUAGAGUGCAGUGUGCAAAAGCAUUUAAAAUUGUGUAACAA